AUGGGCCCUUCUCCAAAUGUUAGCCGGAUUGAGCUGGGCGACGUGACGCCACACAACAUUAAGCAACUGAAGCGGUUAAACCAGGUCAUCUUUCCUGUCAGCUACAAUGACAAGUUCUACAAGGAUGUCCUAGAAGUCGGCGAGCUCGCCAAGCUGGCCUAUUUCAACGACAUCGCAGUGGGUGCCGUGUGCUGUCGAGUGGAUCACUCCCAGAACCAGAAACGGCUGUACAUCAUGACGCUUGGAUGCCUGGCCCCUUACCGAAGGUUGGGAAUAGGAACUAAAAUGUUGAAUCAUGUGUUAAACAUCUGUGGAAAAGAUGGCACUUUUGACAAUAUCUAUCUACAUGUCCAGAUUAGCAACGAGUCUGCCAUUGACUUCUACAGGAAGUUUGGCUUUGAGAUCAUCGAGACGAAGAAGAAUUACUACAAGAGGAUAGAACCGGCAGACGCCCAUGUGCUGCAGAAAAACCUCAAGGUCCCCUGCCUUGGCCAGAACACAGAUGUGCAAAAGGCCGACAACUGAACAAAAAACCCCAGUGAACACUUUUGUGCACUUGCUUGUCACCAAAUAAGGAAAGAGAGGCCUCUUCUCCCCCCCUCCCCUUUCUCCUAAUGUGUGUUGUAUCCUCUCCAACAAAUUAAUAACUUUCUGAGGAUUGUCCAGUUGUGUGUUUGGGUUUUACAGCUCUAC
Messenger RNA from Euleptes europaea (tarantolino), 693 nucleotides. It is a transcript of the gene NAA50, whose product is annotated as N-alpha-acetyltransferase 50, NatE catalytic subunit. Gene Ontology annotation, cellular component: NatA complex. Gene Ontology annotation, biological process: mitotic sister chromatid cohesion. The coding region runs from base 1 to 525 and encodes 174 amino acids. The record is from RefSeq and is a predicted model, not a curated record. The transcript is spliced from 5 exons. Gene Ontology annotation, molecular function: acyltransferase activity, transferring groups other than amino-acyl groups. NCBI's taxonomy places the organism in Eukaryota, Metazoa, Chordata, Lepidosauria, Squamata, Sphaerodactylidae.